CGCACUUGAUGCUGAACUCAGUUUGGAGAGAGAGAUGGACCUGCGCGCGCCUGCGGUUAUUGUUGCGCGUUCUGGUGUCACAUCGGGAAGGAAAGAAAGAAAAUAAGAGGAGAGUGAGAGACCGUGUCUCUGUGUGGGAGAGAGAGAAAUCCAGAGGCCGUCGCGUCCAUAUCGAGUGCAGUUUUAGAGCGUAGGUUUCGAGCGCGUAAAGACCCUGGAAAGCAACAUUGGUGCAGGUCUGUUGCGCACUUAUUUUCAAGUGUCCGGAGUCGUUUUCAGCCUGUCUGUUUUUAUUUUUCGUCUUAGUUGUUUUUUUCUGUUAUUGUGUACGCAUCCGUUGCGUCGUGUCGCGUCGCGUCAUCUGCAUUUAACGUAUAUUAAGUGGGAAAGUUGGAAACGCCUGUGCUCCUUUGCUCAGACUGCUCUUGCGUCCCGUGUGAUCUGAAAGAGGCUGUAACCACACGGAAACAUGGAUAUAAACGUGAUGGAAAUAAUGAAAGAGAAGUGUCAGUCCACAGUGGAUGACUGCGGACUCAACGCGUCUCUGGCGGCUGACGCGCGAAACGCGACGCUUGGUGGUGGUUUGACGUAUGAGGGCAUGUCGCCGUUGAUACUGGUAAUCACGGCGGUUUACUCAAUGGUGUUCGUCGUGGGUCUCGUCGGGAACUGUCUCGUCAUGUAUGUCAUUAUCAGGUACACCAAGAUGAAGACAGCCACUAACAUCUACAUCUUUAACCUGGCGUUAGCCGAUGCGUUGGUCACCACCACGAUGCCCUUUCAGAGCGCCGACUACCUGCUCAACUCGUGGCCCUUCGGUGAAGUCGUGUGUAAGGUCUUCAUCUCCAUCGACUACUACAACAUGUUCACCAGCAUCUUCACUCUCACCAUGAUGAGCGUCGAUCGCUACGUGGCCGUGUGUCAUCCGAUUAAAGCGCUGGAUUUCCGCACGCCGCUCAACGCCAAGGGCAUCAACGUGGGAAUAUGGAUGCUGUCGUCAGCCGCGGGGAUUCCGGCCAUGGUGCUGGGAGGGACGCAGACUAACAAUGGCACCGCUGAAUGCACGUUGCAGUUCCCCGAUCCGUACGAAUACUGGGACACCGUGAUGAAGAUCUGCGUCUUCGCCUUUGGCUUCGUGGCGCCCGUCCUCAUCAUCAGCGUCUGCUACUCGCUCAUGCUCCUGCGCCUGCGCAGCGUCCGCCUGCUCUCCGGCUCUCGAGAGAAAGACCGCAACCUCCGCCGCAUCACUCGGCUCGUCCUGGUGGUGGUGGCGGCUUUCAUUAUUUGCUGGACGCCCAUUCACAUCUUCAUCCUGCUCAGAGCGCUGGUGGCCGUUCCGGAGACGACAGCUGUCAUGGCUGCCUACUUUCUGUGUGUGGCGCUGGGUUACACCAACAGCAGCCUCAAUCCCAUCCUUUACGCCUUCUUGGACGAGAACUUCAAGAGAUGUUUCAAAGACUUCUGUCUGCCGGUCAGGGGACGAGCCGGAGGUAUGGGGGUGAGCGGAGGAAGGGUUACGGCAUCCAGGGAAGCCCCCGAGCUUGCGGAGAGCCCACCCAGGACAGCAAAGCCGGCAUGACUAGCCGUGGAACUGUCCACCAUAACGCAGGCCGGGAAGGAGGAUACGAACACGUUAGGAUUGACGCAGGUUUCUUCUGUGCUAUGAUAGUUGCGAAACGUUGUGCAACAGAGUUAUGCACAGCAAUAGGACGAAUGCGAAUGGCCGGAUUUUGGCAUUAGGACUGGUUUGCAUAUUGUAAUGAAAAAGAGAGCAGAUUUUAAUACUGAAUAAGCGCUCGGUGCACGUGCUCGCCAAAUAAGAGCCAUUAAGAGCUGUAGUGCUCAUGGGGACACAGGUUCAAAUGUGCCAAUAUUCCUCUUAAUUCAAGGCAAAGAGCCCAUAAAGCAGGUAUUCAUGUUACACAACAGAAAAUCACAUGGUGCGUGAUCCCAUCACACAACCUGGUUUUGUGUUAACCUCAAUUAAUAUAAUGUAUCGCUUUAUUGGUUUGGUAGAAAACAAACAAGUCCUUGGGCUGCAUGCAGAAAAAUGACCCGAGAAAAAAAAUCCAUGGGUUGAAUCGAGCAGCAUUUUUUUUUCUCGGGUCAUUUUUCUCUCUGGAGAAUUCAAUACACAAGCUUUCUUUCUAUAAUUAAAAUGAGAAAUAAUAAGUAAUGUUUUGCAAAAAUAAAUAGCCCCGUGCCCAGAGAAUUGUAAUGCAGAAAAUGUUUACGGUCUUUGUAAAGUUGAUUUUUCCCUUUUUUAUUUUGGAGUAAAACGGAGUGAGAUUCACACAGAAAGUAUUGUCCUUUAAGAAAGAAAAUGAAUACAGUGAAUGAGGCUGGUUGAGUUAUUUUAUGUUUUUAGGAAUUUUAACAGAUAUUGUAAAUAAGAUACUAUACAGCCACGGAAAACAUUAAGAAACCAUUUCAAAAUCGAUUCAGAAUUAUUUACAGGUAUGUGUUUAGGGAAAAUGAUCAUUUUUGUUUCUUUCUAUAAACUACAGUACUAACACUAUUUUUUCCCAAAUUUCAAAUCAAAAGAUUGUUUCUAUUUGCAUUUAUUUGCAAAAAAUGAAAACUGGAGAAACAGGCGAAAAUAACAGAAAAGUUGCUCUGAUGUAUUUGUUCAGACCUCAAAUACUGCACAGAAAACAGGUUCAUAUUCACUUUCAAGUAAUACAGUCAUAUUUCUACAUGUAUUUAGGAAAAAGAUCAACAGUUGUUUUUGUUAUAACCUGGAUUUUUAUCACAGUUUUCAUGCGUCUUGUCAUGCUGUCAGUCGUUCGCAUUGCUGUUGGAUGACUUUGUGUCACUCCUGAGGUUUGAUUUUGUUGAAAUUCAACAGACACUGGACUGGAAUGACGAUUUCAGAAUGCUCUCUUCGUUUUUUCCGCGGCUGUCUGUCUCAGAGAGCUGUGUGACUUUCGUUUUUAUUUUAAUUCAUUCUGGUCUGUCUCGUGACCCAAUUAACUAACCUCUAGUUCUGUCUGAUUGUUUAAUGGAUUAAUGGCUGUCUGUGCAGGAAGGUAAAGAUCGAAUCAUUCCAUAUUUCUCUGACACAACACAUAGGGAGUACAAAUCAGCUCACAAAUGUUUCUUGACACUAAUGUGUCUCCGGGGUUGAAGGUACACACCGCCAUUGCGUGAGUUUGUGUGUGUGCGCGUGCCAGUAAACACAACUGCUUGUAAUCUUCUUUGAGUUUUGUGUAUUGCAACAUGAGUCUCAAUGCUGUCAGGGUCUCUAUAUCGACAUUUUUUUUUUUUUGCUGAAAUAUGUUACUAAACCUAACACCUUUUACACAUACACCAAGUGGACUGCUUGUAUGCAAAUGCAACGUAUCUGUGAUGUGGCAUUAUUUCAGGCUUGUAUACCUUAAGGCAUCGUAGUGGCCUUUCUGCAUGUCUGUGAGCUUUGUGAAGCUGUAAAAAUAGAGUAAAAAGUGUUUACAUAACUCGGUCGCUGUAAAGUCCUGCUUGUGCUGCUUUAAAAGCUUCACAGAUGUUUAAAAUCUGUGACUGUAUGUACAAGAAGCUACUGUAAAAAGUAGGCUAUAUUUAUGUAAAUUUGUGUAACUUCUAUGAAAUAACGAGUGUUUUAUUUUUAGCUUUGUUGUGUAUUUCCGCACUGAAUCUCCACCAAUGACUUUUUUUCACUAUAAAAUAAACUAAGCGCAUACACGUUUGCAAUCAGUUAUUCGGGUGAGUUGAAUGACUCUUGUUUGUUGUAAUGAUAAAUGAGAUGUGAAUGAGCGCAGGAGAGUGUGUGUAUUUUUAUGGGUGUUUGUGUAUGUGUGGUUCUUUGAAAUCAAAUUUGACCUUUAACCUGCUGUAAUGAGAAAUGGCCUCUGAUUUGCCACCCUCUUUCACCCUCUUUCUCUCUCUCUCCCCAAUAUGUACUUUUAAAAUGGCUUUGAUUCUGAGCUCUGCUAUUAAACAUCUUGA
Triplophysa rosa is the source of this 3942-nucleotide messenger RNA. Its product is annotated as delta-type opioid receptor-like. The record is from RefSeq and is a predicted model, not a curated record. Lineage: Eukaryota; Metazoa; Chordata; Actinopteri; Cypriniformes; Nemacheilidae. The transcript is spliced from 4 exons. Gene Ontology annotation, biological process: neuropeptide signaling pathway; sensory perception of pain; G protein-coupled opioid receptor signaling pathway. Gene Ontology annotation, cellular component: membrane; neuron projection. Bases 470 to 1576 code for a protein of 368 amino acids. Gene Ontology annotation, molecular function: neuropeptide binding; dynorphin receptor activity.